Synchiropus splendidus (mandarinfish) is the source of this 1569-nucleotide messenger RNA. Its product is annotated as GTPase IMAP family member 7-like. NCBI's taxonomy places the organism in Eukaryota, Metazoa, Chordata, Actinopteri, Syngnathiformes, Callionymidae. The transcript is spliced from 3 exons. Gene Ontology annotation, molecular function: GTP binding. Bases 70 to 990 code for a protein of 306 amino acids. The record is from RefSeq and is a predicted model, not a curated record.
AAGGAAGUGGGCCACAUCCCUGCAAGACUGCUGACGCUCGCUUUAAGAGUCAUCUGGCAGAAAGAGAGAAUGUUCCUCGGAGGCCUUUGUGUCCUGCUGCUCCUGGUUUUGUCCAGUUUGGAUGUGCACUGCGAAAGUCACGGUUCUGGCCAUCAGGACGAGCUGAGGAUGGUUUUGGUCGGGAAAACCGGUUCUGGCAAGAGCGCCAGUGGCAACACCAUUCUGGGACAUGAAGUCUUCAAACGAGAUAUCUCCCCGGAAUCAGUGACCCAAGACUGCGCCAGAGGAGAGGCUCACCUGGAUGGCGUCGACCUCGUCGUCCUGGACACACCAGGAUUGUUUGACACCAACAAAACCGACGACCACUUGAAAUCCACAAUUGAGAGAUGCAUAGACCUGUCCGUCCCUGGUCCUCACGCGUUCCUACUGGUCAUCAGCCUCAAGUCUAGACACACUCAGGAGGAGAGGGAGGCGGUUGAGUGGAUUCAGGACAACUUUGGCGAUGAUGCUGACAUGUAUACCAUCGUCCUCUUCACGCACGGCGAUUUGCUUGAUGGUAAGACUGUGGAGGAUUUUGUGAGGGAGAGCAAGGAGCUACGAGGACUGAUCAACCGCUGUGGAGGUCGAUAUCACGCGCUCAUCAACAACAAGAGGAGCAACAAGGGGCAGGUGAAGGCACUCCUGAGGAAGAUAGAGGGCAUGGUGGAGGAAAACGGUGGACAACACUAUACCAAUGACAUGUACAAAAAAGCACAGGAAAGACUGGAAGAGAGAGAGAGAAGGAGAAAGAAAGAGGAAGAGCGAAGAAAGAAGGAGGAGGAAGAAAGAAUAAGGAAGCAAGGAGAGAAAAUUGCUUACUGCAAACUUGCAGCUACCCUGGCAGCAGCGGGUUUGGCUGGCGGUGCGUACAUGGGCUCAUAUGUUCUGAUGGGAGCAGCUUCUAUUCUGGGGCUGACUCAAGGUUACGAUUGCACAGAUGUGUUUUUUUAGCUCAUCCUGAGAGUCUGCUCUGUGGUUUUGUGGGGAACUAUCGUGAUCUGAGUUUUCUCUGGGAAUUUAUUUGCACUGGAGUUGUUUUAGUGUAAGAUGCCCUUCUACUUCCAUUUGUCAUCAUGGGACGAAGAAGCAGGAUUUUAGCUAAGAGGGCGUUUGGGCGUCUGCAAAACAUGAAAUAAUGGACGACCGAUUCUCAACCGUAUCUUGGCCACCAGAUGCCGCCAUAUACCAGCGCAAUCUGGUCGUCCACGCAGACGCCCAGACGCCCUCCUUGCCUCCUGUGAAGAAGCCUUGGAGGGGGAGUCACUGCAGGACUGCGGUGGAGGCGAUGGUGUGGUGAAGCAGGUACAAAGUGCCUCUCAGCUUUGACAACCCCCUCCUACACCCUGUGUGACGGAGGACACCGUCUGUCAUGGACUCAGGGAAUAAGAUUUGACAACAAUGUAGCAGUUUAAAGUUUACUGCCCGCCCCUGUCAGAUCUACUGGAUCAGCACAAGAAGCUUUGUUUGUUUGUCGGACUUUUUUGAUCUAACUGUAAAAUGCUAUUGAACAUUCCACUUCAAUAAAGUCUA